Notothenia coriiceps (black rockcod) is the source of this 905-nucleotide messenger RNA. It is a transcript of the gene atpaf2, whose product is annotated as ATP synthase mitochondrial F1 complex assembly factor 2. Gene Ontology annotation, biological process: mitochondrial proton-transporting ATP synthase complex assembly. The transcript is spliced from 6 exons. Bases 279 to 905 code for a protein of 208 amino acids. Lineage: Eukaryota; Metazoa; Chordata; Actinopteri; Perciformes; Nototheniidae. The record is from RefSeq and is a predicted model, not a curated record. Gene Ontology annotation, cellular component: mitochondrion.
UACAUUUUUCGCUGUCUUACUAGUAACAGAAGGUCACACGCAUCAUGCUUUUGAACGAAGGAGCUGCAAAGGAAGAAAUACGAAGCAGUGAAUAGAGACAUCACUUUAUACAGAUAGCCAAAACAUUAUCAACAAGAACUGCUGCUAAUUUGCAUUCAUAUUCACUCGUUUAAAAUGUGGCAUUUAAUUCAUUGACGAACUGCAGUCAGAAACGGCUAGUAGCUUAGCCUGUCAGCUAGCAUUUCCUAAUAACAUUGCAUUUUAACAUAACUGCAAAUAUGUUUAGGCGGCUUGUUAGACUUCAGGGUCCGCUCGGAAAUAUCCUCUCUCCAGAUAAAGUGUGCCCAAGAAAUCAGCAGCUUCGGUGUGCUGUGAAUUAUUCUUCAGCCUUAGCAGAAAAAAGAAGAUUUUAUAAAGAUGUCAGUAUAUCCCAAAGUGAAGGUGGUCUAUAUGAGGUAAACCUAGACAGAAGGAAAUUAAAAACUCCUGGAGGAAAGCUGUUCACAGCACCAAAUGAAGCCAUGGCCAUCGCUGUGGCAACCGAGUGGGAUGCUCAAAAGGACACACUGAAGUACUACACAAUGCACCUGACUACACUUUGCAACACAGCUCUGGACAAUCCUACCCAUCGUACCAAGGAGCAAAUGAUCAGCGCUGCCCUGAAGUUCCUGGAAACUGAUACUGUCUGUUACAGAGUAGAUGAGCCCCCGAGUUUGGUUGAGCUGCAGAAGAAUGAGUGGGACCCUGUGCUGCACUGGAUUGAAAACAGAUAUAAUGUCACUAUUGGAUCCUCGUCCAAUAUUUUGGGUCCUGAGAUUCCAAAGGAAACAAAAGACACGUUUCGGCAACACCUGAAGUCUUACAACUUCUGGUCCAUGACAGGUAAAACAACGGAUCCGACAUAA